Molecule: messenger RNA, 2154 nt
Organism: Synchytrium microbalum
Lineage: Eukaryota; Fungi; Chytridiomycota; Chytridiomycetes; Synchytriales; Synchytriaceae
Exons: 17
Coding region: 1-2154 (717 amino acids)
Biological process (GO): mRNA cis splicing, via spliceosome
Cellular component (GO): U2-type prespliceosome; U1 snRNP
Molecular function (GO): protein binding; RNA binding
Source: RefSeq, a predicted model, not a curated record
AUGUGGAAUUCGCCUGGACAAAGACCACCACCGUCAAAUUUCCGUGGACCUAUGCGUCCUACACAAUUCAUUCCUCCUCCCAUUACUCCUCCUCAGCUACCACCGCAGCAACAAACACCAUGGAAGCAAUUCACAAACUCGGAAGGAAAGCCAUACUACUUUAAUGAAAUCACUAGAAUCACCACUUGGGAGAAACCUGAUGAGCUCAAGACUCCUCUAGAAAAAGCAUUGGUCACAUUCCAUAUCAAGGAAUUCACAUCUGCAGAAGGGAAAAAGUACUAUUACAAUGAUAAUACAAAACAGACUACUUGGGAGCCUCCAGCUGAAUACAAGGCCUUGAUUGAUUCCUUCAAUCAACCUCAAGGACCUCCUCCCAUACCUGCUGGUGCCGAAGAUCAAAAACGACCAAAUGGAGCAGCAACUCCUUCAGAUCGAGAAGAAGAAGUCACUUACGCAAAUCCAGCAGAAGCAGCUGCUGCGUUCAAGCAAAUGCUGGCCAAAGUGGGAGCUAAAUGGUCAUGGACAUGGGAAGCAACUAUGGCCAAGACUAUUGACAAGCCUGUUUAUCGAGCAGUCAAGACUUUGGAGGAGCGAAAGAGAUUGUUUCAAGAGUAUGUGGAUGAUAUCAAGCAGAGAGAAGAUGACGAUUUCCGACAGCGCGAUACCCGAGAAAGAGAUGGAUUUCUUCGACUUGUCAAGGAGAAUCCACAGCUAGGAGCUGCGCCGAGAUACAAGAUGCUGUCAGAAGAAAUGAAGAACAAUCCGUUCUGGAAGUCCCUCAGUGAAGAUAGACGACGAGUGUUACAUCGAGAGUAUAUGGACAAGGUCAAGAAGGAAGAAAUGGACAACCUUCGCGAAAUCCGAAAACAAAACAUGGCCAAAUUCCGCGCACUUUUAAAAUCCAUUCCAGAAAUCAACAUUGAUACAAAAUGGAGGGAUGCUCAAAAGAUUUACCUGUCUCAUUCACUCUACAUUACUGACAAGCAACUCCAAUCCAUGGAUCCCAUUGACUUUUUAUCCAUCUACGAAGCAUACAUUAAAGAAUUCGAAAUGCAACAUCAAGAAGAGCAACGACUCUCUCGUACUCGCAGGAAGAGAUCUGAACGUGAAAAUCGAGACAAUUACAAGAGUCUCAUGGCUGAAAUGGUUCGAGAAGGCAACAUUACUGCUAAGACCUAUUGGAAGGAUGUGUAUCCAUUGCUUAAAGAUGAUCCUCGGUUCUUGAAUAUGUUGGGUCAAGCUGGAUCAACACCUCUUGAAUUGUUUUUUGAGAUGGUGUAUGAUUUGGAGACUCGUUAUGCAAAAGAGAGGAGAGGUAUUCUGGAUCAUCUCAAGGAGCUAAGAGUGGAAGUUGGAACAGAUACCACAUAUGCAGACUUUGCUGCUCAAGUUGCUCGAGCUGGUAAUAUCGAGGCAGUAGAUCCUGUAAUUCUUCGUACUGCUUUCCAAGAUUUGAAGAUCAAAGCUAAGAAAAAUAUUCAAAGAGGAAGUGCUGACAAGGGUGGAGGUGACAAUGCUGAAGAUCGAGAGAAGGAAAAGAGACGAGAAGAACGACGAAAGCAUCGAAAGAUGGAUGCUCUUAGAAGUAUCUUGAAACGAUUGGAACCACCUGUUGCUAUUACAACUCCUUACUCAGAGGCCAUAGCACGAAUCCAAGAACGUCAGGAAUAUCAAGACUUGGAUGAUCAAGAACGUCGUGAAGUGUUUGACAAGUUCAUUGCACGUCUGGUUGAAAAGGCAGAAAAGGCCGACAAAUCCGUCGAAGAAAAGGAAAUCCAUGAAGAACCAAUCGACGACCAAGAAGCUUCAGAAUCAAGAAAACGAUCAAGACGAGACCGUGAAGCUCGAGAUGGUGAACGAGAACAACGAAGUAGUGAUCGUGAUCGUAAGAAACAUAAAAGGCAUCACAGAUCACGUAGUCCUGCUACAAGUGGUGUUGCUGCGCCUGCUGGUAGUGGCGAAGAAGAAGGUGGAAGGGAGAGAGAUAGGAGUCGUCAUAAGAGAAGGAAACACGCCACAGAAGAUGAAUCUGAUGAAGGUCGACGUAAGCGACGCAGAAGUGAACAUCGAGAAGAACAUGGUAGCAGUCGACAUGGUGGUCGUGAUGAAGAGGGAGGAGGAGGAGAGGAAGGAGAGGAGGGUGAAAUUGUGUGA